Messenger RNA from Ochlerotatus camptorhynchus, 1158 nucleotides. RefSeq names its product actin-binding protein IPP-like. Lineage: Eukaryota; Metazoa; Arthropoda; Insecta; Diptera; Culicidae. Gene Ontology annotation, molecular function: protein binding. The record is from RefSeq and is a predicted model, not a curated record. Bases 1 to 1158 code for a protein of 385 amino acids. The transcript has 2 exons.
AUGUCCGGCCGAACGGAAAUCAAGUCCCUCAUCGACCAAGGCUACGAUCCGCUCCACACGGAACACUGGGAGGCCAUCGAGUUUGACGAUAAACUGGAUCACCUCAGCCUGAUUGAUCAACGGCUUAAAAGCUUCCGGAAACCGGAUAUGCAGGUUCGUAUCGGGGACACCCAUUUCGACUGCCACUCGCUGUUGCUCCAGUGCUAUUCGGAGGCGUUCGACGAGCUGGAAAACGAACGGGCGGUGAUUCUGCCGCAGGAAAAGGUAACACCAGAAGCAUUCCAGAUCAUAUAUGCCUGGAUGCUGGCACCCAAGGCGGACAUCAAGAGGGAGCACUUCGUUGAGGUCUUCGUUGCAGCGGAAUAUCUACGGAUAAAGCAUCUGAUCAACCAGUGCUGGAUCUGUAUGGAUAGCAUCGAGGCACUUGUGGAGGACCGUGCCUUUCUGUUGUACAUCGAAGCGGCACGGUUCCAGCAAACCAUUCUUCAGAAUAUGCUUCUGAAGAGGAUCUGCAAGUUCUUUCUACCGUUGGUCGCUUCAAGAGAAUUCAUGCAAUUGCCACUGGAAGAUCUGAACAUCCUGCUCAAAUCGAGUUACAUUGGAGUGUUCUCCGAGGCGGACGUCUUCUAUGCGGCAUGCAUCUGGCUGCUCGAGGAUUGGGAAAACCGACAAGAACAUGUCAGCGAAGUUAUGAAUUUGGUCCGGUUUACCCUGAUUCGUCCGAGCUUGCUAGCCCAGUUGAACAGCUUCGAUGCGGACGAGCGGAUCCAUGAUAUUUUGAGGCACGAAACUACCAAGUACCUGGUGGCGCAGGCUUUGAAUUACGCUUUUUCCAGCAAAUCCUUUGCAGAGAUGUCCGAUCAUCGCCUCAGUAGUCGCAGAGCAAACCGCGUAGCAAUACAAAAGCUUGCAGAUCGCACUUGGCUGGAAGAUUUGGACGCCUUUAGGGAGGAAGGUGAAAUGGGAAUAUACGCCUUCACUCCGGAGGAUUACAGCUACGAAACUUUUCUGGAGAGACUGGGCCAUUUAAGUCGGGAUCGUGACUGCUGGAAACGCUGGCAGAAGGUGGAAAUAAAUGUCGAAUCGCUGCUAACUCCGCGGAUCAGUCUACUGAAAACACCGAGCGACGAACACGGAGAAACUUCCGGAAUAUACUGA